This is a messenger RNA of Arabidopsis thaliana (thale cress), 285 nucleotides long. RefSeq lists its product as uncharacterized. The transcript has 2 exons. NCBI's taxonomy places the organism in Eukaryota, Viridiplantae, Streptophyta, Magnoliopsida, Brassicales, Brassicaceae. Bases 1 to 285 code for a protein of 94 amino acids. The record is from RefSeq and is marked reviewed.
AUGGAGGAGGUGACGGCUCCGACGAUGGUGGCUCCAACGAUGGUGGAUGGUGGCUUGGAGGACGGCGAUGGUGGUGAGGACACUGGUAGCUCCGGCGAGGGCAGUGGUUCCAAUGAAGAUGGUGGCUUGGAGUUGGAGGACUGCGGUAGUGGUGAUGAAGAUGACGGCGGUAGUGGUGGUUCCGCCGAUAGCGAAACUGUGGUGGUGAUGGUUGUUGUGGUGGUGGUUAAUGGUGAUAGUAGGGAGGAUAAAAUUGUCAUAUUAUAUAUUAUACAUCAACUCUAA